AAAUAGCUCUGGAAAUUACACGAUUUUGAAGCCAGGGUUGCAAGCAACUCUCUCAAGGGUUUUGCAGCGUUCUCUCUCUCUCUCUCUCUCUCUCUCAAUGGGCAGCACAGCGGUGGCUGAAAAGACGGAGGAAGAACUCCGCAAGGAGAUCGAUGAACUCUACCGCCAACAGCGUGAGAUUACGGAGCGGCUUCGCGAUCCCAGGGGAAUUCGACGGGGUGGAUUAUCCGGCGCCGGACCGCGCAAUUUUGCCGCCAAUGGCGCCGAGAGGAACGAUGCGGAGGACCAGCCACCGGCGAAGAGGAGACUCUCCUCGGCUGUUGUGAAGGUUGAAGAUGGGGAAAUAGCGGAGGAAGGUUCUGAAGCUGCAACGGAUGUGCAGAAGAAUGAUGUAGCCAGUGAAAUAGGGGAUAGUGGAAAUGAAAAUGCAAGCCAGGGUGAGAAAAAUCCAUCCAAUUGGUCUCGGAGAGAUGGUAGUCAGAGGUCAUCUAAGAUGGAUUUUGAAAUCCCUCCAGCGGAACACAUACCAAGAGUAUUGCCGAAGAAUGAGGACCCUAGUUUGGUCAGCAUGAAUAAGAGGAUGUUAGGUCAGCUUCUUGGGACUUUGGAGAGAUUCCGGAAGGAAGAUAUGCAACUGUCAGGUACGGAGGCAUACAUGAGGAGAUCCGAUUCAUUGAAGAGGGCUGAGCAACGCGCACGUGAAGAGAGUGAAAAGCUGAGGCAACAAGAGCGUGAACAGAUUGCAGAAAAGCGGAAGAGGGAUUUGACUCUCAGAGCACGUAUUGCUGCAAAGGCAGAGGAAAAAAAGUUGGAAUUGCUGUUUCUUCGGUGGAGUGAGCACCACAAAAAACUUGGAAAUUUCAUAAGGACCAAGGCAGAGCCUCCAAUUUAUUACAUGUUCUCCAAACCUCUGGAUCAAGCAACUUUGACUGAGCAGCAGAAAGAACAGAUGUUUCAAGAAUGGAAGGCUGCUAGGAGAGACGAACUAUCACAAUAUCAGAAGCAGAUUGCAGAGCAGUAUGUUGCAAACGUUGACAAGGAGCUGGAAAGGUGGCAGAAUGGAAGAAAAGGUAGGAGAGCAAAUAACGAUAUGGCAAACUUACAGGAGACAAUGGACAAAGAACUCGAAACCCAUCAGCUCGAGCAUGGGCCAAAGACUAGAAAAAUUCCUGGCCAAGAUAACAAUGAAGACGAGGAUGAUGUGGAAGACAUAAAUGUCGGCGAGGAUGAUAUGAUGGAUGAUGUGCUUGGCGUUGAUGAUAAUCGAAGGGUUGACGAGACAGUGAAAGUAGAAGAAGCAGGUAACGGUAGCCCAAUCGAGGAGAAGAAGGAUGAGUAGGGCAGGGGAGCAAAUAUUUAAUCUUUGCACUUUUCUGCUGGUGUCUUGCAUCCUUCAGAGCGUCUGGUAAGUUAAAAAGAAUUUGUGGGUGCCUAGGAUCCUAAUUGAUUCUCUGAGUCCUCUAGUAUUGCUUCACUUGUGAAAUAUUUUGGAGGAAUGGAACGUCGAAUUUUACUGAGUUUUUAGAUUUGUUUUUCUGAAUUAAAAGUUUCUAUUAUUCUAUGGAUGGAUGUUCGUGUUGUUUGU
This is a messenger RNA of Sesamum indicum (sesame), 1585 nucleotides long. NCBI's taxonomy places the organism in Eukaryota, Viridiplantae, Streptophyta, Magnoliopsida, Lamiales, Pedaliaceae. The record is from RefSeq and is a predicted model, not a curated record.